Molecule: messenger RNA, 512 nt
Organism: Sinocyclocheilus grahami
Lineage: Eukaryota; Metazoa; Chordata; Actinopteri; Cypriniformes; Cyprinidae
Product: mycophenolic acid acyl-glucuronide esterase, mitochondrial-like
Exons: 3
Coding region: 30-473 (147 amino acids)
Biological process (GO): protein depalmitoylation
Cellular component (GO): mitochondrion
Molecular function (GO): hydrolase activity, hydrolyzing O-glycosyl compounds; palmitoyl-(protein) hydrolase activity
Source: RefSeq, a predicted model, not a curated record
GUUAUUUCCGCGGCGGGGGGUGAGACAGCAUGGCAGCGGCGGUGUUGAGGCACUGUUGGAGAGGACUUUUGCAGAACUCGGGCAAUGGAGCUGUCGGCACUAUCAGGUCGAAGAUUUUCGAAGGAGUUAGACUGAAAUCUACAGUACAGUACAUGUCACUGCCAGAUCAUCCAAAGCUGGCCUAUCGGAGAGUGAAAGGAAAGAGUCCUGGUGUCGUGUUCCUGCCUGGAUAUGGAUCCAACAUGAGCGGAGAGAAGGCAGAGGCCCUGGAGGAUUUCUGCAGGUCACUAGGUCAUGCCUAUCUGAGGUUCGAUUACUCUGGUCAUGGAGCUUCUGAGGGUGUUUUUUCAGAAGGCUACAUUGGAACAUGGAAAAAAGACGUCCUAUUCAUGUUAGAUGAACUCGCUGAAGGUCCCCAGGUAAGACUAGAAAGACUGAACCAGCUGGAGAAGUGCCAGCGUUUGUGUUUUUAGAAGACUUUUAAAAAAUAAAAAUGACUUCUAUAAACUGAA